AUGGCGCUCCUGGGUAGAGAUUUCAUAUUUGCAUUCCACAGGAAGGACGGCCCCUUAGGCCUGCAGCUCCGGCUCUUGGAUGGGGAUCAGAUCGUGGUAACCGGCGUCUCGGGGCAGCUGAAGAAGGAGGUGGAGAGGCGCCGGCAGUCUGGCUCCCUGAUUGUGGGUCAGAGAGUGGUCUUGGUCGGAGACCUGGUUCUGGCCGUCAAUGGCCAGAGCCACUUCGAGACUGUUUGCAACGAGCUGCGAGCGGCGAAGGCGCUCUACUUCGUUAUCCGGAGACAUGCUGCUGCUCUCGACCUCGACCUGGAAGGAAGGAGGCCUGAUGCAUCGAGCGCGGUGCCCGCGCAGAGCACGGCGGACGACUUGCCUCCACCGCCAUGGGCAGCAAUGGCAGACAUGCCGGCAGCAUCGAGCUCGGUGACAGUGCAGAGCACGGAGGACGACUUGCGUGCACCAUGGGCAGCAGCGGCACAAGCGCCAGCCACAUCGAGCACCGCGCCAGCGCAGAUGUCUUCACCAUGGGUGGCGACGACAGAAGCGCCAGCAGCAUCGAGCUCGGUGACCGUGCAAAGCACGUUGGACGACUUGCGUGCACCAUGGGCAGCAGCGGCACAAGCGCCAGCCACAUCGAGCACCGCGCCAGCGCAGAUGUCUUCACCAUGGGUGGCGACGUCAGAAGCGCCCGUGCCAGCGCCGAGCACGGCAGACGACCCGCCUGCACCAUGGGAAGUGAUGGCAGAAGCGCCAGCCGCAUCGAGCACCAUGCCAACACAAAGCACGGCAGACGACUCGCCUGCACCAUGGGAAGUCAUGGCAGAAGCGCCUGCAAAAGAAGAGACGACACUCUCGACAAUGGCCUCGGAAACGGAUGAUCCUCUGAGCCAGCAAAUGUUUGGCUGGGAGCAGCGCGCUCCGGGUGAGUGGUUUCACCCAACCACUCAGGAGUCCUUCAACGAGGGCGACUCGAACAGUGGCUGGACAAAGUAUCUGGACGAGAACACUUGCAAGCCAUGGUUUUGGCACGAGGCAACUGGACGCUUCUUCUUUGCUUGA
This is a messenger RNA of Symbiodinium sp. CCMP2592, 1056 nucleotides long. Lineage: Eukaryota; Dinophyceae; Suessiales; Symbiodiniaceae. The record is from the annotation of a GenBank genome assembly.